AUGAAGGGCUCCCUCUUUCUUUGUCUAGUUCUUGUGUUUAUAAGUUGUUUGAAGAAGGAUGUUGUUAGCCAAAAGUACCUUAAUUUUGAUAAGAAUUACGUUGUUACGUCUAGUCAAGAUCAUGUUCUUCGAUUAAACGGUGGUACAGAAGCUCAACUCACUCUCGAUCAAGCUGGAGGUGGUGCUUUCCAAUCACUGCUUAAGUAUGGUUCGGGAUAUUUUGAGAUGCAAAUAAAGCUUCCUUCCAACCAUUCUCCCGGAGUUGUUACUACAUUCUAUUUACAUUCAGAUAUAGGAAGCGAUAAUGUUCAUGAUGAGAUAGACUUUGAGUUUCUAGGAACAGAUGGUCCAUCAUAUAUAUUACAAACCAACGUUUUUGCUGAUGAUGUUGGAGGAAGAGAGGAAAGACUUCACUUAUGGUUUGAUCCCACCCUAGCUUUUCACAACUAUGGAAUUCUUUGGAACUCUCAUCAAAUUGUGUUCUUUGUAGACCAAGUUCCAAUAAGGGUAUUUAAAAACCUAACAUCGAUCGGGGGGAGAUACCCAUCACAAGGAAUGUUGGUUCAAGGAAGCAUAUGGAAUGGAGAAGGAUGGGCAUCGAAUGGAAGAAAAGUAGAUUGGUCACAAGCUCCAUUUCAAGCAAAUUACAAAAGCUUUGGUAUUCUUGGUUGCCAAAUUGGGAACCAAUGUGACUCACAAACACUUCCAUGGAAUAAUCAAGAUAAGUGGGAAUUGAAUCCCAAACAACAAAGUGAUUAUGAGAAUGUGAAGAGAAAAUAUGUAUACGAUACCUAUUGUUUAUCUCCUAGAGGAAAAAACUACAGAGAGUGUCACCCUUGA
This is a messenger RNA of Cucumis sativus (cucumber), 840 nucleotides long. RefSeq names its product xyloglucan endotransglucosylase/hydrolase protein 2-like. Gene Ontology annotation, biological process: xyloglucan metabolic process; cell wall biogenesis. The coding region runs from base 1 to 840 and encodes 279 amino acids. The record is from RefSeq and is a predicted model, not a curated record. Lineage: Eukaryota; Viridiplantae; Streptophyta; Magnoliopsida; Cucurbitales; Cucurbitaceae. The transcript is spliced from 4 exons. Gene Ontology annotation, molecular function: hydrolase activity, hydrolyzing O-glycosyl compounds; xyloglucan:xyloglucosyl transferase activity.